GCUCGUUGACUUGUGUGUAAGCAGCAACCGGGUCACCUUUUUUCCGACAAAGCUUCAGCGCCUCGGGUUGAUGUUUUUCGGGACCCGGAGACUAAUUUGUAAAUCAUCGCUUCACUCUCUGAGUCAACUUUUCUGGUUGCGAAAUUCCUGAAAACUGACCUCCAAGAUGUCUUUCCAGUAUCCGCAGGCUUACCGCGACGAGGCAGUCGUCGAUGACUAUCAUGGCUGCAAAGUGCCAGACCCAUACAGCUGGCUGGAGGACCCAGACAGUGAAAAGACACAGGCUUUUGUCACGGCUCAGAACAAGCUGACGCUGCCGUUUCUGGAGUGCUGCGAGGUGCGCGACCUGUUCAAGGAGCGCAUGACGGAGCUCUACGACUAUCCCAAGUACAGCUGCCCCUUCAAGAGAGGAAGCAGGUACUUCCACUUCUACAACACAGGCCUCCAGAACCAGAGCGUGAUGUAUGUGCAGGAGAGCCUGGAUGCGGAGCCCACAGUCUUCUUGGAUCCAAACACGUUUUCCGACGAUGGCACAGUUGCCCUGCGAGGCUACGCGUUCUCCGAGGACGGGGAGUACUUGGCGUACGGCACAAGCGCCAGUGGGUCCGACUGGGUGGAGAUCCGCUUCCUGCGCGUCGAGGGUGCCGUGACUCUGGAGGACCGACUCGAGCGGGUCAAGUUUAGCUGCAUGUCCUGGACUCACGACGGGAAGGGUCUUUUCUACAACUCCUACCCUGACCAGGAGGGCAAAAGUGACGGCACUGAGACCUCCACCAACCUGCAUCAGAAGCUGUACUUUCAUGUUUUGGGAACUCCGCAGUCUGAGGACGUCCUGUGCGCCGAGUUUCCUGAUCACCCAAAAUGGAUGAGUGGGGCUGAGGUGUCAGACGACGGGCGCUACGUGCUGCUCUCUAUCAGAGAAGGUUGUGAUCCCGUCAACAGACUGUGGUACUGUGACCUGGAGACCACUCCUCAGGGUAUCACAGGACUUUUGCCGUGGGUGAAGCUGAUCGACAACUUCGACGCCGAGUACGAAUACGUGACCAACGAGGGCACGCUGUUCACUUUCAAAACCAACCUGGACGCCCCACGUUACAGACUCAUCAACAUCGACUUCGCUUCUCCCGAUCAGAGCAAGUGGAAGGAGCUGAUCCCUCAGCACGACAAAGACGUCAUCGUGUUCGCCACCUGUACGUACUCCAGCUUUCUGUUCGUGUGUUUCCUCCACGACGUGAAGAACGUGUUGAAAAUGUACCGCCUGAGCUCAGGGGAGGAGCUGAGGACCUUCCCCCUCGACGUUGGCUCGGUCGUAGGCUUCACGGGACGGAAGCGGGACUCUGAGAUCUUCUACUAUUUUACAUCUUUCCUGUCCCCAGCCAUCAUUUACCACUGUGACCUGACCAAGGAGCCUCUACAGCCCCACAUCUUCAGAGAGGUCACCGUCAAAGGCUUCAACCCCUCCGACUACCAGACAACGCAGGUCUUCUAUCCCUCCAAGGACGGCACUCAAAUACCCAUGUUCAUUGUUCACAAGAAGGGCAUCAAACUGGACGGCUCCCACCCGGGCUUCCUGUACGGCUACGGGGGCUUCAACAUCUCCAUCACGCCCAGCUACAGCGUCUCCCGACUCAUCUUCGUCAGGCACCUGGGAGGAGUUCUGGCCGUGGCCAACAUCCGAGGAGGGGGAGAGUACGGGGAGACUUGGCACAAAGCUGGCAUGUUGGCGAAUAAGCAGAACUGCUUCACGGACUUCCAGUGUGCAGCCGAGUAUCUCAUCAAGGAGGGAUACACUUCUUCUUCCAAGCUCACCAUAAACGGAGGCUCCAACGGCGGCCUGCUCGUAGCCGCCUGCGUGAACCAGAGACCUGAGCUGUUCGGCUGCGCUGUCGCUCAGGUGGGCGUCAUGGACAUGCUGAAGUUCCACAAGUUCACCAUCGGCCACGCCUGGACGACGGACUUCGGCUGCUCGGAGAACAAGGAGCAGUUCGAGUGGCUCAUCAAAUACUCCCCGCUCCACAACAUCCGCAUCCCGGAGAGCAACGGCGUCCAGUACCCCGCGGUGCUCCUGCUAACGGGCGACCACGACGACCGGGUGGUGCCCCUCCACUCCCUCAAGUACAUCGCCACGCUGCAGCACGUCGUCGGCCGCAGCCCCAAGCAGGCCAACCCCCUCUUCAUCCUCGUGGACACCAAGUCGGGCCACGGCGCCGGAAAGCCCACCAGCAAGGUCAUCCAGGAGGUGGCCGACACCUACGCCUUCAUCGCUCGCUGUCUCAACAUCUCCUGGGUCAAAUGAGCCUCCAAUUAACGUGUGUGUGUGUGUUUUUUUUUCUGUUCCGUUCCGUUACUCAAAGCAUUACAGUAUGAUUUGAAUCACCUGUUGCUGACAUGGUCUUUAUAACUUCAUAUAUUAGCACAUGAUGUUUUAUCUCAUGUUUACCAAGCUACCAUUACUGUAUUUCACUUCAUUUCGUCCUUUCUUUAAUAUCAUCUGCAACCUGGCACAGCUAAUAUAUUGUCGGCCACGUUUGUAGUCCUGUCUAAAGAGAGUGAUCAGCCAAUCAGCUACUACAGUCAUGAGGUUUAUUUGAAGAUGGUUUCCCCCGCGUCACCUGGGUUCCUCCCGACACGAUGCAUUUUAUUUAUUACUGCACGGAGAGGACGUCGCUGGACGUUGAACGCCGUAAUCAGCAUGUACAAUUCUAAAGGGGACACUAUUGCGUAAGUGAUGGUACUGCAAGUGGACAGUAUUGAAGUGAGUGUGGAAACUUGCAAAAAAAAAAGAAAAAAAAAUGCAUUGUGUGCAUGUGAAAGUGUGUGUGUGUUUGUUUGUCCCCGUUUUUCUUUCAGACUGAUGAUUUCUACCUCUUGACUUGUGCUGAUUGUUUGCCUUUUUAAAGGGAGUAAAAAACAAUGCCACAAAAACAAUAAACAACUUUUUAAACAGUGA
This is a messenger RNA of Mugil cephalus (flathead mullet), 2950 nucleotides long. RefSeq names its product prolyl endopeptidase. Gene Ontology annotation, cellular component: cytosol. The record is from RefSeq and is a predicted model, not a curated record. Gene Ontology annotation, biological process: proteolysis. The coding region runs from base 167 to 2296 and encodes 709 amino acids. The transcript has 14 exons. Gene Ontology annotation, molecular function: serine-type endopeptidase activity; oligopeptidase activity. NCBI's taxonomy places the organism in Eukaryota, Metazoa, Chordata, Actinopteri, Mugiliformes, Mugilidae.